Molecule: messenger RNA, 1485 nt
Organism: Suillus plorans
Lineage: Eukaryota; Fungi; Basidiomycota; Agaricomycetes; Boletales; Suillaceae
Exons: 3
Coding region: 1-1485 (494 amino acids)
Molecular function (GO): FMN binding; oxidoreductase activity
Source: RefSeq, a predicted model, not a curated record
AUGUACGAGCACAUGGCAAAUUUCUCUGGUGGCCCACCAAACGAAUUCCACUAUGGCUUAUACUCAGAAUGGGCAAAGCAUGGAUGGGGAAUGAUUCUCACUGGAAAUGUUCAGGUCUCACCUCAGCAUCUGACCUUGGGCCGUGACAUCGUCGUGCCACCCACACUCGAUGCAGAGGACGUCAAACCCUUCAAGAAGUUGGCGGAAGUCAUCCACGGAGCUGUUGAUGGCACGCGCUCCCUGGCUAUCAUGCAGCUAUCGCACGCUGGACGCCAAUCAGCGAAUUUUAUUGGUGGUCGACCGCCGUUUGUUCCACCCCUGGCCCCCAGUUCUGUCCGUGUUGGGGCAAGACAUGAUGAAAAUCGUGGAAGGGGCGUGAUAUCAAACCUGAUAUUUCAUGCGUUGUUCCAAGUUCCUAUGGAGAUGACCGCACUGGACAUUCUACAAGUCCAAUCCAGCUUCGUGCGAGGCGCUCUCUUGGCGUACAAAUCAGGCUUCGAUGGAAUCCAGCUUCAUGCUGCCCAUGGAUAUUUACUGGCACAGUUCAUGAGCCCUAAGAGUAAUAUUCGGAGCGACAAAUAUUCAGUAGCACCGGAAAACGCCACUCGCAUGCUGUCCGAGAUAAUUGAAGCUAUCCGCAAGGUGGUGCCGACUACUUUCAUAAUCGGAAUCAAAAUCAACUCGGCUGACUACGUAACUUCUGGAAACGCCGAAGAAGUAUCUCAGGAAGGCGAACGGCGUGUCCUGGAUCACAUCCGCACCAUUGCAAGUUGGGGUGUCAUCGACUUUAUCGAGAUUAGCGGAGGCGAUUACGAAAAGCCUGGUAUGGGGGCGUAUAAGGAGAAUGUUCCCCAGUCUAACCCGAUCUCUUGCUCAGACUUUAUGGCAUGCAGUGGAUCUCAAAAACUAGACCGCCAAGCCUUCUUUGCGCAAUUUUCACGGACAGUCAUGAAGGACCUUCACCGAUCGCCUGUCCCUUUCUCUUCUGUCCCACCCAUUCUACUGACUGGCGGCCUCCGUUCCCAUUUUCACCUACAUGCUGCCUUGAUGUCGAAGCACGCCGACUUGCUAGGCAUCGGAAGAUGCGCUGUCCUCUGUCCCGACCUGCCCAAGAUCCUACGACUACAGCUACAAAAUAACAAAUCUUCUAGCACUUGGGCUAAUAAACCCUUUACACGCGAACCAGAAGCAGUGUUUAAAGCUUCUAAAUGGGUACCAAGUGUGAAGCUCAUUGGCAGCGGCGUCGGGACUGCAUGGUAUACCACUAGAAUGAGGGACAUUGCUAUCUCCCAGAUCAAGAACCCUAGAGCUGAACCACCACCCGCGGACUACAACAGAGGAGGAUUAAUCGCUGUGUUCACGAUGUGGGCUUGGUUCGACUCUAGAAUAACCCCGAUUUGGGUCCUAGGAAUACUCAUGGUCCUUGUUGUCACGGCCGGGUUUUCUGUCAGCGCUAAAAAUGGCGUCAUCGGUACACCGGGCUGA